UCACACGUCGCCUUCCCUCCAUAAUCACGCGCUCAUCCCCGCUACGUUCACUAUAUAAGACUUCGUCAAAACCUGCUGCGCGCUAUUACAAAAGUGUCUUAGUGGUUUUUUUUUUCCUGACGCUUUUUUGAAAUCUUACAAGAUGCAAGCGUGGCUGGUGGCAGCUUGCGCAGUAAUGCUUGCGGCGUUGGCAGCGGCUCAGAAACCUGGCAGGUUCCUCUCAUUACCGGUGCCACAGAAAUGCGCAAACCGACCAAAAGAAUUCUUCUAUCGUGGUCACAACUAUUUCUACAGCGGUCACGUUCCUGAACUAGCAAACAGGAAAGUUGACUGGCUGGAUGGACGCAACAUCUGCCGAGAAUACUGCAUGGAUCUCGUGUCCAUGGAAACACAAGAGGAAAAUAAUCUAAUCUUCAAGCUUAUCCAACAAGGUGACGUGCCGUACAUCUGGACUUCUGGUCGUCUUUGCGACUUCAAGGGUUGCGAAUCCCGUAAAGAUUUGGAACCUAAAAACUUGCUCGGAUGGUUCUGGUCUGCUAACCGUGAAAAGAUUGGACCUACCAAUCAGAUUCCCAACGGCUGGGGCUACAACCCUUGGUCACAAACCGGUCACAAGAAGCUACGUCAGCCAGACAAUGCGGAGUUCGACAUCAAUGGCACAUCAGAGUCUUGUCUCAGCAUCCUCAACAAUGUUUACAACGACGGUAUCGCUUGGCACGACGUCGCGUGUUACCACGAGAAACCCAUCGUCUGUGAGGACUCUGACGAACUCCUCAAUUACGUAGCCAGCACCAACCCCGGCAUCCGUCUGUGAUUCCCAUAAUUUUAAACUAUAUAAGGAUUCUACGACACUUAGUUCUUAAAAUUAUGCAAAGAUAACAUUAUUAAAACAGAUUUCACUUCUUGAUCUAUAUUUUAAUAUGAACGGUUUAAAUUUUUAUAUCCAAUAAUAUCCGACUUGUCACCUGUUAUUCCAAUAUUCGAUCUCUCAGACAUACUGCCUUUUGAACGUACAGCUAUGUACAGUGUAGCCUUAAGUUUAUAUAAGUUUAACUAAGAUUAUUCACGUAAGUGACGAAUUUCUAUUUGUAUAUAAAAAUAAAAUGUCACAAAAAUA
Molecule: messenger RNA, 1117 nt
Organism: Danaus plexippus (monarch butterfly)
Lineage: Eukaryota; Metazoa; Arthropoda; Insecta; Lepidoptera; Nymphalidae
Gene: slf
Exons: 5
Coding region: 143-814 (223 amino acids)
Source: RefSeq, a predicted model, not a curated record